Messenger RNA from Chelmon rostratus (copperband butterflyfish), 2996 nucleotides. It is a transcript of the gene angptl2b, whose product is annotated as angiopoietin-like 2b. The transcript has 5 exons. The record is from RefSeq and is a predicted model, not a curated record. The coding region runs from base 543 to 2090 and encodes 515 amino acids. NCBI's taxonomy places the organism in Eukaryota, Metazoa, Chordata, Actinopteri, Chaetodontiformes, Chaetodontidae.
GAGAGGCAGACAGGGAGAGAGAGGGGGAGGGAGAGAGGUGCAGCUGAGAGAGACAGCCUCUUAGAGCCGUGAGGCAGAAGUGAUGGAUUCAGCCCACAGAAAAGUGACAGUCUUCUCCUAACGGGCCACAGGCAGUACACAAACCUGCCCUGGACUCCCACCAUUUAUCAGGAAACGGCCUCCGCCACCCAGCUACAGUCAGAAAGCGCUCCAACUCAGUCAAGUGGAUUUUGGAACAAUCUACUCAAUGUUUGCUGAAGAGUUUCUGGCAAGUUAAGCUUCUGCCGGGCUAAUGACGGUCUUUUAAUAACAGGCUUUAAGACGCCGCCGCCUCUCCACGGCUGGAAUGGACUAAGGUGACAAAGAGUGAGCGAGCAGACGGGCAGAGAGGGGAGAGGAGGACGCAGAGGUGCGGCGUUCACACUUGGGAUGACUUUCGACCAGGAGAAACUUCAAUCAGCUGUGCCAGGAGGGCAAGGCAACUGAGAGAGCCUCAUCAACCCUCUGCAGUUAUCUCGCUUUGGUGCAUUGGACACAAACUCAUGGAGGCCCCUUCAACGGUCCUGCUGGGGCUCCUUCUCUUUUACGGACUCGUCUGUGGUGUCCAGCAGACUCAGGGGAGUCCGGCGGACGGCAGCCACGGCGGGGGCAGGACCCAAGAGUUUGAGAGUAGUGAGGAUGGUCUAGAGAGAGAGUUUCUCUAUGCUGGACGGAGCAAACGUGCUCCAGCCGACCAGCAGCAGGACAAGUGCUCCUACACUUUCAUCGUGCCUCAACAGAAAGUGACCGGCGCCAUCUGUGUCAACUCCAAGGAGCCAGAGGCCAUGCUGGAGAACCGGGUCAACAAACAGGAGCUAGAGCUGCUAAAUGUGGAGCUACAGAAACAGAAGAGGCAGAUCGAGACCCUGCAGCAGUUGGUUGAGGUGGACGGGGGUAUCGUCAAUGAGGUCAAGCUUCUGAGGAAGGAGAGCCGCAACAUGAACUCCAGAGUCACUCAGCUGUACAUGCAGCUGCUCCACGAGAUCAUCCGGAAAAGAGACAAUGCCCUGGAACUGGCUCAGAUGGAGAACAAGAUCCUGAACCAAACGUCUGAGAUGCAGCAGCUCACCAGCCGAUACAAAGAUCUCGAGCACAAGUACCAGCACUUGGCUUCUUUGGCCACAAACCAGUCGACUCUUAUUGCCCUGCUGGAGGAGCAGUGCCAAAGUCGCCCUCCCCCUCGUCACGUGCCUGUCCCCCAGCCCCGGCCUCAGCCGCCGCCGCCGCCGUCGCCACCUCUCAACAAGCCCUACCAGCCUCCGGUCCUUCCGCGAAUCAACAACCCGAUCAGCAACGAGAUCCAGAGCGACCAAAAGUCUCUGCCGCCAGUUCUUCCAACGAUGCCCACGGGCACACACAGCCCGUCCACCACCGACAAGCCCUCUGGUCCAUUUAAGGACUGUCUGCAGGCUCUGGAAGACGGCCACACCGCCAGCGGCAUGUACCUGGUGAAGCCAGAGAAUGCCAACCGGCUCAUGCAGGUGUGGUGCGACCAGAGACAUGACCCAGGCGGCUGGACCGUCAUCCAGAGGAGGGUGGACGGCUCUGUCAACUUUUUCAGGAACUGGGAGACAUACAAGCAAGGCUUUGGCAACAUCGAUGGCGAGUACUGGCUGGGUCUGGAGAACAUCUACUGGCUCACUAACCAGGGAAACUACAAACUGCUGGUGACGCUGGAGGACUGGUCUGGCAGGAAGGUGUUCGCAGAGUACGCCAGCUUCAGAUUGGAGCCCGAGGCCGACUUCUACAAGCUACGAGUGGGCCGCUACCAUGGCAACGCCGGAGACUCCCUCACCUGGCACAACGGCAAACAGUUCACAACACUGGACCGAGACCAUGAUGCAUAUACAGGCAACUGUGCCCACUACCAGAAGGGAGGCUGGUGGUACAACUCCUGUGCACACUCAAAUCUGAACGGAGUCUGGUACAGAGGAGGACACUACCGCAGCCGCUACCAAGACGGGGUCUACUGGGCGGAGUUCAGAGGGGGGGCGUACUCACUGAAGAAGGUGGUCAUGAUGAUCCGGCCAAACCCGAACACCUUCCACUGAGCAUCCGCGGAUCACGCACUGUGCCGGAUCCCCCUCCGGAAACAGAAACCUCCACAGCUACUAAAACUCUUCAGCGGAGCUGUUUCAUGGAGGACCACCAGACGGAGCCACGUGACAAAGACAAACAUGAUGUUGAAAGUGCAAUAUCAAACCAUCAGGCUGACGGGCUGGUGCCUCCUGACGACUCGAAAGAACCUGAGCGGCGUUACAACCAUUUUCCUUCCACGUAUGACUCAGUAGAGACUCGUGCUCAUUGCUCAGGAGUUGUUUUAAAUACACUGUCUUUGAUCAGAAACCUGCUUAGCUGACAGUUAUUUAACAACUAUUAAGUUAAGUAGCUUUGAGAUAUGAAACCUACAAUAUAUAUUUAGUAUGUAUGUAAAGUUUUUUUUCAGUAACAAGUAAAUGAGGCCGACACAGGAAACGUAUCCAGUGACUUUUAAUUUCAUUCUAAAUACACUUUUCAAAUGUGUAAUUUAUAGGAACAGUAACAUUUAUUGACUUGUAAUACAGGGUUGAUAUUCUGGCCAGUUUUGUCAAUGACAAUCAAAUAUACUAGAUAAAAUUGUGGCGUUUCAUUUCCGAACAUUGAACCAAAACUGCUUAUACCAACACCUGCCGUUAUUAACAGUCUGCUAAUGCAACAUUUAAACGAUUUGAGGAUGUACAUUCUUCAACUUCCUGCCAUUUUUUUCUUAAAAAUACUUGUUUUGAAAUCUUGAAUUGCUUAAACAGGUGUCCACCAAUUUGCUUGUAUGAAUCAAGCACUGUAUUUACUGUAUAAAUCUAGUGGUUUGUGAUGUCAAUAGAUCCAAAACAUGUGUUUGUACAUAAAAGAUAUUUGUAAUAUAAUGUAUUAAAACCUGUAAUGUCACUAUUAAGUUGCAAUAAAAUAUGUACAGCUUG